Molecule: messenger RNA, 3138 nt
Organism: Drosophila grimshawi
Lineage: Eukaryota; Metazoa; Arthropoda; Insecta; Diptera; Drosophilidae
Gene: Hs3st-A
Exons: 6
Coding region: 307-2079 (590 amino acids)
Molecular function (GO): [heparan sulfate]-glucosamine 3-sulfotransferase activity
Source: RefSeq, a predicted model, not a curated record
AAGGAACAAAAAAAAAAAAAAAGGAAAAAGGAAGAAGGAGGAAGAAAAGGCGCUCAGUUUCCUAACAAAGGCAGGGGUGGUCUGGCAGUGGCCAUAAUUCAGCUGAGGCAGCAGUCCGUUUGCUCGGUUUCCAUUCAGUUGAGUUCAUUUUGAAAGCAAAAGCCGGCGAGCAACGACCCCAAAGCAGGCAGUAGGCGGGGCUGCAGCACGUGCUGCCUGCACGGCUGGCGGGGCUACUGUGGCACUGGCCAAUUAGUCGUCGGUAAUAAUUUUGGGUCCAUUGAACGUUAGCUGGCUGCCACACUGAUGACUGCCGCCAAGAGACGUGCAGCGACCGGCGGCAGCAGCACCAGCCACAGCACCAACAACGAGCAGCAGCCACUGCAGCAGCAUCCGCAUCAAGUGCAACACCAUCAUCAUCAUCAUCAGCAUCAGGAUGCGGAUCAGCAGGCGAAUGAGUAUCAACAGCUGCUGCAGCAUCAGCACCAUCCACAUGCGGCACAUCAUCACCCACAGCAAUACCAUCAGAGGCAACACCAGCAACAUGCGUCGCCACAUCGGCAACAACAGCAACACCAGCAUCAGCCAUCUGCAUCAACAGCAACGGCAACAUUGCGCGAUUGUUCUGUCAAAUUGCCGCUGGACAUCCUCUGGCUGCCCAAGUCAGCGAUGCGUCCAGUGGGCACAGAUGCUUCGCACACGGAUUGCAUUCUGGUUGUUGGCGUCUCCCGUCCAAAGCUGGCCGUUGUCUUUCUAACGGUUAUGCUGAUCUCACUGUUUCUCACGUUCCAUGUGCUGUACGACAGCGCGGUUUACAACAUACAAGCAGCACAGGCGGUGCACGAACGUCAUCGCCUUUCCUUGGCCGCAUCCGCCUCGGCCUCAUCAUCGUUCUCCUCAUCGUCAUCAUCAUCAUCAUCAUCAGCUGCUGCUGCUGCUGCUGCUUCUUCCUUUGCUGGUGGCACUUUAAAUGCCAAUCACUUGCCCGUUUUUGUUAAGCCGGUUGCUAGCUCGAAUCAGCUAAGUCAUCCCAUGGUCUUUCCCUCCAGCCGCGUCCAUUUCCCCAAGACGAGCAGACGCCUGCCCCAGGCCCUGAUAAUUGGCGUACGCAAGUGCGGCACUCGAGCUCUGCUGGAGAUGCUCUAUCUGCAUCCGCGCAUCCAAAAAGCUGGCGGUGAGGUGCACUUCUUUGACCGGGAUGAGAAUUACCUGAAGGGCCUCGACUGGUAUCGUAAGAAGAUGCCCCACUCGUUUCGGGGACAGAUUACCAUCGAGAAGAGUCCCAGUUACUUCGUCUCGCCCGAGGUGCCGGAACGUGUGCGUGCCAUGAAUGCCAGCAUUAAACUGCUGCUGAUUGUGCGUGAGCCCGUGACCAGAGCUAUUUCCGACUACACGCAGCUGCGUAGCCAUGCGGCAACAGCGAUACUGCCCCUGGCCGAGAGCAGUGCACCCGGUUCCGGAUAUGGAGCCAAAUUGCCAACGCCAAAGUCGUUGUACGCCAAGCUGCAUGCUGCACACGAGUAUGACAAUGCAUUGGGCAGCGGAGCGGGUGCCAAGGAGACAUUAACGGGCAGCCGAGCACUUGGAGCUGCUGCCAGACGUGCGGCAAUUGGCACAACCACGCCCACUCCAACGCCAAGUGCCGCCCAAUUGGCUGCCAAAUCCUUCGAGGAGCUCGCUAUCUUUCCCAAUGGCACCGUCAACGAGGCUUAUCGUCCACUCAGCAUAUCCAUGUAUCAUAUGCAUUUGCAUCGCUGGCUGGAGGUCUUUCCGCGCGAACAGCUGCUCGUUGUCAACGGGGAUCGACUCAUCGAGGAUCCGCUUUCACAGCUGAAACGCAUAGAGGCCUUUCUGGGCAUUGAGCAUCGUGUGCGCAGCGAGCAUUUCUACUUUAAUGAGACGAAAGGAUUCUAUUGCCUGCGCUAUGACAAUGGGGAUCGGUGUUUGCGGGAGACCAAAGGACGCAAGCAUCCACAUGUGGAUCCUGUUGUCGUGUCACGUCUACGCAAAUUCUUCGCCGAGUAUAAUCAACGUUUCUAUGAGCUGGUUGGCGAGGACCUCGGCUGGCCCGAGGAGUAAACGCAAUUGAGAAACAUGGACUGAUAUGAGAGGCUAAUAAGAAUAAAAGAAAAAAGAAAAACCAAAUCCAAAUCCAACUACAAUAACAUUUCUUCACUUGCACUGCGACGCAUUUCAUGAACGGCGAAAAAAAACAGUCGAUGCGAAAUUUUACACAGAACGCAGAAUACUCGGCUGCUGCAAUCGUAUCUGCUCCAAUGCAGAGCACCAUAUUUCUCUGGCUGUCUGCCAGCUGGCUGACAGUUCAAUUAUAUGAACUUUGGCUCCCGCAAAAAAUCCAUUUAACCCCAAACCUACAAAACGCUGAAUUACACUGCAGCGAACACGAAAAUGGAAGGCAAGAAAAAUGUGCAAAUAAAUACAAAAAAAAAAAAAAAAUACAAAAAACAAAAUAAAUAAAUAAAAUAAUAAACUGCGCGUAUUUUCCCUGAUGCAGCUGGCAAGUGAAAAAUGUAUUGAAGAAUAUCGAAUAUUCGAUGAAAAUAUAAAAUAAAUAAUUUGAAAAAUAAGAACACAAAAAUGAAAAGCAAUAUCUACGUGAUGUGCGAAAGUUGCGUUGCAUUGUCAGUAUGUGUGUGUGUGUGAAGGUGUGCGAGUGUGUGAGAGAGCCUAAAAUUUAAUUAAGCAACUAAAUGUGAUUUUAUAGCAAAUAAGCGAGAAACAAAUUGAAAUGAAAUGCGUUUUGCAGGACGGCUGCAGCCAAUUAUAAUUUUUGGGGAAUUGGGCAAACCGAAAAAAAAAAAAUAUCGAGGAAAAACAAACCGUCGGCUGAAUUAAAAGUGUGCAUAAAACAACAACAACUAAUCGUACUUACAUAUACAUAUACAUAUAGAAAUAUAAAUAGAAAUAAAUAUAUCUAGUAUCUAUCAAAAUCGCAUACAUAUCGGAGCUACUCAAGCUAAGUAUUUAAGAAAAAGCAACAAGAAAAAAAAAACAACUAUUCAAGUUUUAGCGCCCGACCGAUGCUAAACGUAACAUAUCAAAAAAUUGUAAUGAAUAAAUCAACCAACCAUGAACUCAAAACAUAUCAGCAAAAUGCUUAAAUAUACUAUAUGCAUA